AUGGAAGGCUACAUCAGAGUUGGGGGAAAGUACGUCCUCCGCAAAAAAAUAGGAGGUGGUUCAUUUGGAGAAAUAUUUCUUGGGUCUAAUCUAGAAAGCCAAGAGGACGUUGCUAUAAAAAUAGAAAAUGCCACUUGUGCAGUUCCACAAGUUAUUAACGAAGCAAAGCUUAUGAGAUCAAUUGCAGGAGUAGGAGUUCCCAAAAUUUAUUGAUACGGAUCCGAAGGGUCAUACAAUAUCAUGGUCCAAGAGCUUUUAGGAAGCUCUUUAGAAGACAAUUUUGCUUACUUACUUACUUACUUAAUUACUUACUUAAUUAUCUGGUGUUUAAGGAGUCUAGUGCCGCAGCCCAAAAGGGCUUAUGGCAAAGCUAGUGACGUAGGCGAGCCAUCUUGGAACAGGUCAGCCCUGGCCAAGCCUUCUAUCAACUCCUGCUUCACCAGCCUUGCUGCACGUCUCACCAGGCGCGAUGCCGUCGCCCUUGUCGCUCGACUCAGCUCCUGCGCGUGUUUUGCCUAAGGGUCAUCCUCCCGUGGGGAUGUGCUGAGAGGUAAAAGCCCGAAAUCUUGAGAGGACUGAGGAGCAGUUCCUCUGGUUAUCCCCAGAGUUAAACCGCUAUUGCUGUCCAGAAGUUCUUGAGUGAAAACCUAACCCUAUAAAUAAAAUUCCAUGAGGGAGAGAAAUUAGCUUUGCUAAUUUUCUCUCCCUCAUGGAAUUUUAUUUAUAAGACAAUUUUGCAGUUCUCGACCACAGGAUGUCACUGCGAUCGGCAACUAUGAUUUGUUUACAAAUGUUCCAAAGAAUCGAAAACGUGCAUAACCACGACUAUAUCCAUCGAGACAUAAAGCCAGAAAACUUUUUAUUUGGGAUAGGCAAAAAGCAAUCACUUGUAUAUAUAAUCGAUUUUGGCUUAUCCAAAAAAUAUAGGGACAGUAAAACAAAGCAACAUAUCCAAUAUAGAGAUAACAGAACUCUUACAGGAACUGCAAGAUAUGCCUCUGUGAAUUCUCAUAUGGGAAUCGAACAAAGCAGGAGAGACGAUCUUGAAGGAAUUAUAUACGUGUACUUAUAUUUUCUAAAAGGAUCCUUGCCAUGGCAAGGAUUGAAGGGUGCUAAUAAGCAAGAUAAAUAUAUGAAAAUCAUGAAUAUGAAAUCAAAUACCUCUUUAGAUGUCCUGUUUAGAGGGUGUCCUUCAGAAUUAGUUCAAAUAAUGAGCUAUAUUAAAGCGUUAAGAUUUGAAGAAACUCCAAAUUAUGAGAGAAUUAAAGAUGGACUGCAGUCAAUUGGAAGAAAAAAUAAUUUUGUGCUUGACAAUAUUUUUGAGUGAAAUAAAAGAAAAUGUGGGUCUGCUUCCCCUAGAAGACGCUCAGAUGAUAACAUUCAAGUAAAAAAAACUAAAAGAAUUAAAAAAAAGAAAGUGAAGGAGGAGACAAAAUCUUUGAUUGCAGAAAAGCCAAGACCUUCGAUCGUGUCUUCUAUAGGAGAAAUGGCUUCUACAACUGUAGAACAUAGAUGGCCUGAGUUUUCAAAUCGUAAAACGAUUAUGGAAGGGAGGAAUAAAGCAAAAGAUGUAAUUGUGGACGAGUUGGUUGAUGAAAAGACUCAGUGCUUGGUAUUUUAA
Blepharisma stoltei is the source of this 1621-nucleotide messenger RNA. Lineage: Eukaryota; Ciliophora; Heterotrichea; Heterotrichida; Blepharismidae. The record is from the annotation of a GenBank genome assembly.